Molecule: messenger RNA, 1766 nt
Organism: Marchantia polymorpha subsp. ruderalis
Lineage: Eukaryota; Viridiplantae; Streptophyta; Marchantiopsida; Marchantiales; Marchantiaceae
Source: the annotation of a GenBank genome assembly
UUCACAGUGGUCGCUGAGCGUUACGCGCGGGCGGAGCGGGCAGCGGACCGAGAUUCUUCGCAAGAAGGCAAUUUGAAUUCGGCGCUGUCGGCGUCGCGGGGCGUCAUGCCUCGAGAGUGUAUCACGAUCCAGGCUGGGCAGUGCGGCAAUCAGGUAGGCUGCAAGUUCUGGGAAAGUGCGUUGCGAGAGCACGCCGCAGCUGCUUCCGGAACCCGCUACCCGGCAUUCGACGAUGCUUUGAGCAGCUUCUUCCGUAAUGUCGACACUCGAUAUACGCCGCCUAGGGAGAUCAAAGCUGGAAAUUGCAGUGUACCGAUUCAAUGCUUGAAGGCGAGAGCCGUGCUGAUUGACAUGGAAGAAGGGGUUGUAAAUCAGCUUUUGAAGGGACCCCUGUCGGAGUUGUUUGACGAAAAGCAGUACAUCACAGACAACUCAGGUUCCGGUAACAACUGGGCCCAAGGUCACGAGUUUUAUGGACCGAAAUAUUCUGAUGCUAUUCUCGAAAAAGUACGCCAUGAGGCUGAAUCGUGCCAUUCGCUCCAAAGCUUUUUCAUGCUGCACUCACUGGGUGGAGGAACAGGCUCGGGCGUCGGCAGCUACGUCUUGGAGCUUCUGAACGAUAUGUACCCAAAGGUGCACAGGUUCUGUACAUCCAUCUUUCCUAACGCUGAGGAUGAUGAUGUUAUCACAUCCCCGUAUAACAGCCUUUUGUCAAUGGCGGUGUUGGCCGAACAUGCUGACUGCGUCCUGCCGCUGGAGAAUCAAGCUCUGCUAGAUAUCAUCCAGAAGAAAGAGUCUUGGGAUGCAAAAGCAGAGGCUGGACAGCGUCUUCCAACCUCGAGAGGAGGAUCUAAAGUGAGGCCUGGAAAACCUUUUGACGAGAUGAAUGGCAUUGCCGCAAACUUGCUUUUGCACCUCACAAGCUCCAUGCGUUUCGAGGGUACCUUGAAUGUGGACUUGAAUGAGAUAACAACAAAUCUUGUCCCAUUUCCUCGUCUACAUUUCCUCGUUUCGAGCAUGGCUCCGUACUCCAGCUCCCUCCUUUCUGGCAGGUUAGGUCAGCAACCACAUUCUGUCAAUCAGAUAUUCACUGAGGUAUUUGCCAGAGAGAAUCAACUUAUCAAGGCCAGUCCGUCAAGUUAUACGUACCUUGCAUGUGCUCUGCUGAUGAGAGGCAACCUCUGCAACAUUUCCGACUUGAAUCAGAAUGUAUCACGUAUCAAGCAGAGACUUCACAUGGUUCAUUGGAAUACGGAAGGUUUCAAGAUUGGUUUGUGCAGUCAGCCAGCUCGCGACAUGCCAUGUUCCCUCCUUUGUCUCGCCAACAACACAUGCAUCGGGAGCCGGUUUGCAACGAUGAGAGAGAGCUUCAGCAAGCUGUACAAGAGGAAAUUCUACGUCCACCACUACACUCAAUACAUGGACAUUGGGGUCUUUGAUGACUCUUGUUGCCAAGUGGAUGAUUUGAUUGCGGAGUAUGCCGCACUGGAGGUCCUGCGGCCUCCUAACACGGUUCAGAGGCUAAGAUCGGUCCUGGCAGGCUUUUGAGAAGGUCAUUUUGGGUCUGGACCUGGCUAUUGGCUGGAGUUCAUCCAAGCUUCACAAAUCUUCGAACAGCUCUUAUGUGGAAAUACGCGAAAUCUACGUCCAGUUCGUGACCACUAUCUACUAUCUGAACAAUGUGCUCUGAUACAGUCCUCAAGAAAAUCGUGUGCUAUACACCUGACAGUCUUAUCCAUGCCACGACAGAUUUGACAGGCCUCGUC